GCAACUACAGCAUAAUAAGAAAAGCACACAUGAAAAGAACCAUUUUCUUAACUUCAAAGAACCCUCAAUGAAACAAUCCACUAUCACAGAUCUUAAAUUGUCCAGCUCUGUGAAUGUUCUGUGUGGUCUAUAAACCUCAGGCAUCAUCUGACCACUCCUGGAAUGCCUGACUAACCUGUAAUAAACAUCACAGAGAUCCACUGUCCGCUAGCAGUAGACGAAGUGCUCCUCUAAAAGGACAUUGCUUCAAGUGUCCGAACAAGAAGUCGAGGUUCUGAGGGAAGUGAGAAACACAGCAUGUUCAGGAGAGAGAACGCAGGGGAUGAGGGUUUGCUCCCUAAGAACACCGACAAUUCUUUUUCAACAGAUGUUCUGGAAGAAUCAAGUGACUUCACAGCUUUUUUAGCUGGAGCAGAACUGAAGCAGGAUGAUUCUUCUCCAAGUCUGGCUGCUGAUUGCCCAGCAGUUUCCCAGAGCCCAUCCAAUCACAAUGAAGAUGUGACGACGGACAGCUGGAGGAGCCGUAGGAAGCAUGUGUUUGUGCUGAGCGAGGCAGGUAAACCCAUUUACUCACGCUACGGCAGUGAGGAGGCCCUGUCUUCUGUGAUGGGUGUCAUGAUGGCACUGAUGUCCUUUGUGCAGGCUGGCGGAAACACCAUUCAGUCCAUUCACUCUGAUGGGCACACAAUCGUGUUCCUGCAGAAAGGACCUUUGAUGCUCGUUUCAGCAUCGAAGAGUCAUCAGUCUGAGCUGCAGCUUCGCUCUGAGCUCCUGCAUGUUUACCAUCAGAUAGUCAGCAUGCUCACCCAGGCCAGCAUCAAUCGCAUUUUCCAGCACAGGAAAAACUACGACCUCCGCCGCCUCCUGUUUGGAUCCGAGAGGGUUCUAGAUACUCUGCUGGAUGUUAUGGAGACCGAGGCUGGCUUCUUGCUCUCUGCUGUCCAGUGCCUGCCUUUGGCUCCUUCUGCCAGGGAUGCUCUUAGUCAGAUCCUGCAGAAAGCGGUCACUCCAAACCUGGUCCUGUCGAUCUUACUCAUCAACGGCCAGCUCAUCUCCAUCGUCCAGGAGAAGAUGGUCAUUGAAGAUGCAAGGCUGAAGCCGACUGACCUUCACCUUCUUCUGAACCUCAUUCGAGCCUCCUCAGCGUUCCAGACUGGUGAGAUUUGGACCCCCAUCUGCCUCCCCUGCUUCAAUCCGGACUGCUACUUCUACACAUAUGUAGCCUAUCUGGAUCCUCCUGACUGCACUGUCUGCCUUGUGUUACUGUCCACCGAUAAGGAGGCUUUCCACGCUCUGGCAGAGUGUAAGAGGAAGAUUGAGGAGGGCAUCAGAACCCACAAUGCUUUGCAGUGCAUCUCAAAAGCGCAGCAGUGUCAAGUUCACCAUGUUGGCGUGGCUGAGCUGAGUCACUUCCUUUUCAAGCCUCUUGAUAUUCCAGACCACCACAGCCAGCUCCCACAAUUCACCAGUCCAGACGUGGAGGCACCGUACAGUACUGAGGAGGAGCAGAUCUAUCUGAUGGACCUGUACUGGCAUCUCCACAGCCGAAUCCACAGCACCUCGCGGCCCCUUAAACUCCUCUAUCAUGCCACCCAGAGGGAGACCCUGCUAGCAUGGGUCACUGGCAAGUUUGAGAUGUAUGCCUGCUUUAGUCCACUGGUCACCAAGUCCUCAGCCAUCGGUGCGGUCACUAAGCUGCUGCGCUGGAUCAAGAAGGAAGAAGAUUGUCUCUUUAUCCGUUCUCCCCUAAAAUACUCCACCACCCCACCAGAGGCCAGAGGCUUCUCCAAUGGCAGGGUCCAGCCAAACAGGCAGGACAAAUCAGACAGCAGUGUUCUCUCACUCUUAUAGCCACCAGCGGCUAUUAAAGAUUACCUGGACUUACUGAAAAAAUCUAUAUCCUAAGAGACAUACCACUCAAAAAAGAUGGUUCUUCAAGGGUUCUUUAGUAAAGAAAAUGGUUCUAUAUAGAACCAUUAACAUUCAGAGAUCCUUUUGCAUGACUGAAGGGUUCUUUCC
Messenger RNA from Colossoma macropomum (tambaqui), 2019 nucleotides. It is a transcript of the gene mon1ba, whose product is annotated as MON1 secretory trafficking family member Ba. The record is from RefSeq and is a predicted model, not a curated record. Bases 298 to 1851 code for a protein of 517 amino acids. Gene Ontology annotation, biological process: protein targeting to vacuole; vesicle-mediated transport. NCBI's taxonomy places the organism in Eukaryota, Metazoa, Chordata, Actinopteri, Characiformes, Serrasalmidae. The transcript has 4 exons.